GUCUAUGCGGCAACGACUUGCGAUGUGAAUAACAAGUGCCCCUCUGACACGCCUUGCUGUUCACAAUACGGUCAAUGCGGUGUCGGUGCAUACUGUCUAGGCGGCUGCGAUCCUCGAUCUUCCUUUGCUCUCGAUUCCUGCGCACCCGCACCCGUGUGCAAAAGCGAGGACUUCAAGUUUACCAAUCUGGACGGCGUGACAGCCAAUACCAAGUACCUUGGCGAUGCGUCUCAGACGAACUGGGUGUCUAGCGGACAGCCUAUCAUGUACCAGGGCCAGCAGGUGCUGCUUACCAUGGCCCCAGACACCGUGGGCACCCUGCUCGCCAGCGCGCACUAUCUUUGGUACGGAAAAGUGUCUGCGACGAUGAAGACGAGCCGUGGCGCUGGUGUGGUGACGGCGUUCAUUCUGCUCUCGGACGUCAAGGAUGAAAUCGACUUUGAAUUCAUUGGUACCGACCUCGUCACUGCGCAGUCGAAUUUCUACUUCCAGGGCAUUCCCAACUACUGGAACGAAAAGAACAUCUCUGUCGACUCGAGCACAUUUGACGACUACCAUACGUACGAAAUCGACUGGACUCCCGAUUCCAUUACCUGGUCCAUUGACGGACAAGUCGGCCGCACGCUUGACAAGAACACGACCUGGAACGCAACCGCCAACCGAUACGAAUUUCCCCAGACCCCAGCGCGUAUUCAGCUGUCCCUCUGGCCUGGCGGUCUUGCAUCCAAUGGCCAAGGCACGAUCGAAUGGGCGGGCGGUCUUGUUGACUGGAACUCGCAGGACAUUAAAAACUUUGGCUACGAUUAUGCCAUGGUCAAAGAAGUCAAUGUCGAAUGCUACCAGCCGCCAUCGGGCGCCAACGUCACGGGCUCCAAAUCGUACAUUUACAAUUCCCCUGCGGGCACCAACGACACUGUCGCACUCACAAACGAUAAUACUAUUCUCAAAUCUUUCAUCGCCACGGGUACAAACAUGUCGGCUGAUGAUUCUUCGAGCUCCGCAUCUGCCUCUGCCUCGUCAAAAUCGACAAAGAGCGCCGCGCCCCAAGUCCCCGGCAUGUCUGGAUCCCGACCGGGAUCUGAUUCGUCGUCGUCUUCAAGCACCGCAAGUUCAGGCUCCUCGCAGCCGACUUCUUCUUCCUCUUCAUCGGGAACC
This is a messenger RNA of Xylona heveae TC161, 1155 nucleotides long. RefSeq names its product glycoside hydrolase family 16 protein. The annotation marks the transcript as partial. Lineage: Eukaryota; Fungi; Ascomycota; Xylonomycetes; Xylonales; Xylonaceae. The transcript is spliced from 3 exons. The record is from RefSeq and is a predicted model, not a curated record. Gene Ontology annotation, cellular component: fungal-type cell wall. Gene Ontology annotation, molecular function: hydrolase activity, hydrolyzing O-glycosyl compounds; glycosyltransferase activity. Gene Ontology annotation, biological process: fungal-type cell wall organization; carbohydrate metabolic process.